AUGGGCUCCUUUGUCCGCCCUCACACAUUUGCAGCGCCCGCAGGCGACACAAUGGAAGGCCUCGUGGCCUGUAUUGGGGGAGAGGGUGGAAAGCCUCCCAAGAAAACCAAGGCGCCCAGGGAAGAGGCCGCCGUAUCGCUCGGUCCCCAGGUCGCAGAGGGAGAGCUCGUCUUUGGCGUCGCCCACAUCUACGCCUCGUUCAACGACACCUUCGUCCAUGUCACCGAUUUGUCCGGCAAGGAGACUAUCUCCCGUGUUACCGGUGGUAUGAAAGUCAAGGCUGACCGCGAUGAGUCCUCGCCCUACGCUGCCAUGUUGGCAGCACAAGACGUCGCUACUCGCUGCCGUGAAGUCGGUAUCACCGCACUCCACGUCAAGCUCCGGGCGACUGGCGGUACCGGCACCAAGACGCCUGGCCCCGGUGCGCAGAGUGCCCUCCGUGCUCUCGCUCGUGCAGGCAUGCGCAUUGGCCGUAUUGAGGACGUCACCCCCAUCCCCACCGACUCCACGAGGCGCAAGGGUGGUCGUCGUGGUCGUCGUCUCUGA
This is a messenger RNA of Fibroporia radiculosa, 546 nucleotides long. RefSeq lists its product as uncharacterized. Gene Ontology annotation, molecular function: small ribosomal subunit rRNA binding; structural constituent of ribosome; mRNA 5'-UTR binding. NCBI's taxonomy places the organism in Eukaryota, Fungi, Basidiomycota, Agaricomycetes, Polyporales, Fibroporiaceae. Gene Ontology annotation, cellular component: cytosolic small ribosomal subunit; ribosome. The record is from RefSeq and is a predicted model, not a curated record. Bases 1 to 546 code for a protein of 181 amino acids. The transcript is spliced from 4 exons. Gene Ontology annotation, biological process: maturation of SSU-rRNA from tricistronic rRNA transcript (SSU-rRNA, 5.8S rRNA, LSU-rRNA); ribosomal small subunit assembly; translation.